This is a messenger RNA of Chlorella variabilis, 936 nucleotides long. RefSeq lists its product as hypothetical. The record is from RefSeq and is a predicted model, not a curated record. NCBI's taxonomy places the organism in Eukaryota, Viridiplantae, Chlorophyta, Trebouxiophyceae, Chlorellales, Chlorellaceae. The transcript has a single exon. The annotation marks the transcript as partial.
GCAGUCAAUGAUAAGGUUCGGUUCGAGGCCCAGAAGGGUGCAGUGGAGGUCGAGGCGGCAGAAAAGGAUCAGAUUCCCGCCGAGGCCGCCCAGGCCGCCGCGCAGGCCGCGCAGCAGCGGGCGGAGGGCGAGGCGCGGGACGCGCGGCAGGCGCAGGCCGCGGCAGAGGCGGCGGCGGCAGAAGCGGCGGCGCGGGAGGAGGCCGCCGAGGCCGCGCCUGCGCAGGCGGCGGCGCAUGCGGAGGAGGAGCGGGAGCAGCUGCAGGGGCAGGCCGAGGAGGAGCGGGAGCGGCUUGAGGGCGAGCUGGAGGAGGCUAGGCAGUACGGCAAGCAGGUGGAGGAGCGGCUGCAGGGAGAGGUGGAGGCGGCGCGGGCUGCCGAGGCGCAGGCUGCGGCCGGCCGGCGCGCCGCGGACCAGCGGGCGGCCGACCUGGAGGCUGCUGCUGCGGCUGCGGCGGCAGAGGCACAGGCGGAGGCGGAGGCUGUGGCCAGCGAUGUGGCGGCGCAGCUGGAGGUGGCACGGGCCGACCGCGAGCAGCUUCGGCAGCAGGUGGAGGCGCUGGGGCGGGAGCUGCAGGAGGCCGCCUUUGAUAAGGACCAGCUGGAGCGGGAGCUGGAGAAUGCCGCGGACGAGCGGCGGCAGCUGCAGGAGGAUGCCGACGCCGUGCAGGCGCGUGAGGCUGAGCUGGCGGCUGAGCUGGCGGCGGCACGGCAGGCGCGCGACACGGCAGAGGCCGAGCUGGCGGCCGCCAGGGAGCGGGCCGCCGAGGCGGAGCGAUUGGCGGCGGCGGCGGAGGCCGCCGCCGACGCGGGGCGCCGCGCCGAGGAGGAGCUGGCUGAGCUGCAGCAGCAGCUGGAGGCAGCCAGGCAGGGCGCAGCCAAGGGGGCAGAGGAGGCGGCAGCGGCAGCAGCCACGGCAGCGGCAGCGCGGGCUCAG